Molecule: messenger RNA, 776 nt
Organism: Fundulus heteroclitus (mummichog)
Lineage: Eukaryota; Metazoa; Chordata; Actinopteri; Cyprinodontiformes; Fundulidae
Product: GGL domain-containing protein
Exons: 3
Coding region: 105-323 (72 amino acids)
Biological process (GO): G protein-coupled receptor signaling pathway
Cellular component (GO): heterotrimeric G-protein complex
Molecular function (GO): G-protein beta-subunit binding
Source: RefSeq, a predicted model, not a curated record
UUGAAAAUUCCUGCCGGAAGUCCUGCUCUGCCCCAGCUCGGAGUUGGCUCAUAACGGUGCAACUACAAAGUUGCAACAAGUUUCUCCGCUCCUUGGACUCAGUGAUGUCGAACAACAGCGCGCCCAACAGCAGCUUGGUCAUUGCCCAGAAGGCAGUGAAGCAGCUGCGGCUGGAAGCCAGCGUCCGGCGGAUCAAGGUCUCUCAGGCAGCAACAGAACUGAAGACCUUCUGUUUGCAAAAUGCUCACAAAGACCCACUCCUGACUGGGGUACCCUCCAGCGAUAACCCAUUCAGGCCUGCCAAGUCAUGUGUACUGCUUUAAGGGCUGGGAAGGAGAGCGGAACAACCAAACAAAUGCCUGUGUCACUGCUGUUGAAGAUAAAGAAGACGACCCCACUGCUUGCAGCUGAUCAUCAGAAGGACCUUUUAAUAACAAAAAAUGUUGGAGUGAAAGAAAACACGACUGUCCCAGAAUCCUUUACAUUUCAGAGGCUUGCCCAGAACUGGUCUAAGAUUAAUGAUUGAAUAAAAAGUAGGGUUGCACCCACAAGAAUUCUGAGACAUAAAAUGUAAUAUUUCAAGACGCUAGAGUUUUUUUUUUGUUUGGUUUGAACCUUUAUUUUUCAAAGAUUGUCAUUUUAAUUGCAGUUCAAUUACAGCAACAUAUGUUUCUAUUCUAAAUCAUAGUUCUCAUGAAGUUAAUUUGACCUGUCCAAAAAUGUGUCCAGCAUUCAUUUAGGAAAUAAAUGUUUUAUAAACUGUUGUAAUAUUUACA